Messenger RNA from Falco peregrinus (peregrine falcon), 2709 nucleotides. RefSeq names its product solute carrier family 22 member 16 (gene SLC22A16). Gene Ontology annotation, biological process: transmembrane transport. The record is from RefSeq and is a predicted model, not a curated record. Lineage: Eukaryota; Metazoa; Chordata; Aves; Falconiformes; Falconidae. Bases 71 to 1816 code for a protein of 581 amino acids. Gene Ontology annotation, cellular component: membrane. The transcript is spliced from 8 exons.
CGGGCCGGUGCUUGUUCUCCGCACCGCCGGGACAGCGACGCCGAGGCUCCCGGCUUGCUGCCGCCCCGCCAUGGCUCCCGGCUCCGAGCGGCUCUUCGACUCCCUGGGACACUUCGGCAGAUUUCAAGCAUUUGUUUAUUUUGCAUCUGUCUUUCAAGCUAUGUCAUGUGGUAUCCAUUACUUAGCAUCUGUGUUCAUGGCUGUUACCCCUAACUUUGUAUGUGGGAUCCCUGGAAAUGUGAGUAGUGUUCUUUUAUACAACUCCUCUGAAUCAAGUUUAGAGGACAUCUGGACACUAUGGACAUCAACAGAAGAUUACAUUGUAGUCCAGCUGGAAAAUGGAGAAAUCUGGGAACUUAACCAAUGCAGCAGGUCCAAACGAGAAGUCAGUUUGGAUCUGGCAUAUGAAUACAAUGCCAACAAGUCCUUAUUUUCUUGUUCUGAUGGAUUUCUCUAUGAUGACACAAAGUGGAAAAGCACUGUUGUUACACAGUGGGAUCUGGUAUGUGACCGAGAGUGGCUUGCAAAAUUAAUCCAGCCUACAUUCAUGCUUGGAGUCUUGAUUGGAGCAGUGAUUUUUGGUGACAUUGCUGACAGACUGGGAAGACAACGUGUUAUAUGGUUCACAAGUGCUGGUCAGUUUGUAUUUGGCAUCGCAGUGGCCUUCACAUUUGACUACUACAGUUUCGUGAUUGUGCGCUUUCUCCUUGCUAUGGUUUCAAGUGGCUAUCUGGUUGUGGCUUUUGUUUAUGUGACUGAAUUUGUUGGCAUUAAAGCACGAACCUGGGCUUCUAUGCAUGUCCAUGCUUUUUUUGCUAUGGGAAUUAUGGUUGUGGCACUCGUGGGAUUUUUGGUUCGGACCUGGUGGGUCUAUCAGAUAUUUCUCACCAUAGCGACUCUUCCCUUUGUCUUGUGCUGCUGGGUGCUCCCAGAAACACCUUUUUGGCUUCUGUCAGAGGAAAGAUACGAAGAUGCACAAAAAGUAAUUAAUAUAAUGGCAAGAUGGAAUAAAGUGAGCACUCCCUGCAGAGUUUCUGAACUGCGCUCGGUCCAACAAGAUGAUCUAGUCAGUGGCAGAAUGGGUGACAAUGACGCAUCCUCAACAAAGAAGCACAACAUCUUAGACCUCUUUUGUAACUGGCACAUUGCAAGAAGGACCAUCACAGUCUGGCUGAUCUGGUUCACUGGGAGCUUGGGGUACUACGUCUUCUCCCUCAGUUCUGUCAGUCUAGGAGGCAAUGAAUAUUUAAACCUCUUUCUCAUAGGUGCUGUGGAGUUGCCUUGCUAUAUCAUUGCUUGCAUUGGGAUGGACAAACUGGGAAGGAGAAACACACUCAUUCCGUUCCUUAUUUUAAGUGCACUGAUCUGUGUUUUAAUUAUGUUCAUACCUCAGGAUUUCAAUAUAUCAAUUAUCUUAGCAAAUAUGGCUGGAAAAUUUUCAAUAGGUGUGGCAUUUGGCCUUAUAUAUCUCUACACAGCAGAACUGUACCCAACAAUUGUAAGAUCACUUGCUGUUGGAAGUGGAAGCAUGAUGUGCCGUGUAGGAAGUGUGGUUGCUCCUUUCUGUGUGUAUCUGAGAAGUGUUUGGAUUUUCAUGCCACUUUUGCUUGUUGGAAUCAUGGCUCUUCUGAGUGGAAUAUUAACACUAAUGCUUCCAGAAACACUGGGAAAACCAUUGACUAAUACUUUGGUGGAAGCUACAGAAAUGGGAAGAAACAAGAAAAGCUGUUCAGAAAAGACUCCUCCAGCACACAGUGGUGCAGCGUUAGAAAAGAUAGAGAUGUUUGGUCAAGAAACAGUCAGCACUGAGAAAUAAAGCAACAACAAAAUGCCUGUUCCCGAUUGUAAUUGUUAUCUAAUUUAUAAGAUCUUUUUAUUCAAGAAAUGUGACUGUUCUAUAAUAUCUGUGCCUUUUACUUCGUAUCCAGUCUUGCCUUUUCAAUAGAGAAAGUAUAUAUAACCUUUUCCACUUGACUGAGGUACUGCAGAAAAUUUGAUAGGAUUUCUAGAUCCCUUGUCAAACUUACCCAGAAUUUAGAAGACCUAUCCGACUUGCUGUGACCCGUUGGAACGAUUACUCUAAAUGUUGGAACCUACCUGAUAUGUAAAAAAUAUGCUAAUUCUUUUCUUCACAUUUUCUGCAGUUAGAUUUGUAAACCCACCACAAAGUGCCCUGUCUACUCUUGUCUUGUUGCUGCUGACAGUUACAAGCUUCAGACUGCAAAACACAGUAAACUCAGACAGCUGUAAUUCAAGAGGGAAGCCUUAACAUUGCUUCAAGUCAUAUCAAUAAUUUUAAACUAAUUUAUUCUUUUUUUUUUCAAGUUUUCUACUAGAAAAGAUGCUAUUGCUAACAGGAAGGUAUUCUGUGGAAUACCUUCCAACUGAAAAAAUAAUACUAAAUUUGUAAAAUGUGCAAAUAGUUUUGGAUAUUCAUUCUGUUGAAUGGCAAAUAUAUUUUUAUUAGUGGUUUAGAAAAAAAUGUUCACUGGAUCUUCUGCUGUCUCACUAACUUAAAUGCCUGAUGCCUUUGAAAGUUGUAUUCAUUCCAGACCGUUACUUCAUUGCUCCCCUUCUCACUUAUUUCAGCUCAGAUCUAGCAUCAGAUUCUUCAUAACUUUUAAGAGCUACACUAGCAAUUUUGCCAAAUGCCUCCAUCAAGACCACCUCAGUCCUCAGUGAAAAAGAAUAAAUGGUAUAUGGGUCUUA